AAACCCAAAGGAGGGAGUAUAGUAAUUUGAUUCCGUGAUUUUUACUCUUAAACCCAUUACUUUGAUUAUUCUAAAGCUUUAAUCUUUUUUUCAUAUCUGACCAAUCACUCAGCGUUGUAUAAAACCCAGAAGCCCACAACCAGCUUUUGAUCUUAAAGCCGGAAUCUUUCACCAAAUUUCAUAGCAGGACAACCACCCAUGGCUUUUAUUUUCACAUUCCCGUUUUGCCCCUCUCUUGCUUAACGUUCAAUCCCAGUGUUUUUACUUUGAUUUCAUCAUCUGGGUGGUCUUGGAAUCCCCUCAAACCUUGGAUUUCAAUCUUUGUUUGUGCAAUUCGGGUCGGAAUCGGAGAUGGGUCAGACGGAGGACCAUCCGGGGAAGAUGGUGCUGAGUCAACUCGUUGACUCGGUGAAGGCGAUAUCCGAGUUGCCGGAGUGCAGGAACGUGUUUAGGAAGAUGUAUGGGAAUUUUGUGAGGAGAGUGAAGCUGUUGAGUCCUUUGUUUGAGGAGUUGAGGGAUAGUGAUAAGCAGCUUGGGGAAGAAGAGGUUGAGGCUUUUGAGUCGCUAGGGGAGGCUUUGCAUUCGGCUAUGGAGCUCAUCAAGUCUGUCAACCAAGGCAGCAAGCUUUAUCAGGCUUUGGAAAGAGACAAGGUUAUUAUGAGGUUUCACCAAAUGACUGUUAAAAUUGAAGCAGCCUUGAGUAUAAUUCCUUAUAAAAACUUUGAUAUGUCGGAGGAGGUCUGCGAACAGAUUGAACUAGUACAUGCUCAAUUUAAAAGAGCAAAGGAAAGAAUGGACUCUCUCGACUCACAACUAGAGAUGGAUUUGGUCAUAGCAUUGAGAGAUAAGGAUCCUGAUAUUGCAAUAAUUAAGAGACUUUCGGAGAAGCUGCACCUCAGAACCAUCAACGAUCUGAAAAAAGAGUCACUUGCUUUCCAUGAAUUGGUUAUAGCAAGUGGCGGAGAUCUAGGAGACCAGUUUGAACAGAUGCAAGCUCUUUUUAAGAAGCUAAACGACUAUGUGGUGACAGAAAACCCAGAAGUUGACAACUUUGAACGUGACAAGGGCACGAUCAAGCACAGAUCUCCAGUUAUCCCAGAUGAUUUCCGGUGUCCAAUAUCUCUAGAAUUGAUGAAAGAUCCUGUCAUUGUAUCUACUGGACAGACAUAUGAAAGGUCCUGUAUUCAGAAGUGGUUGGAUGCUGGACACAAAACCUGUCCCAAAACACAGCAGACACUAUUGCACACGGCCAUAACCCCAAACUAUGUUCUGAAGAGUCUGAUUGCUUUGUGGUGUGAGAGCAAUGGCGUUGAGCUUCCGAAAAAGCAAGGGAAUAAAAGCAAGAAACCAGGAUGCAGUGUUUCAGACUGUGAUCGAGCUUCUAUUGACUCUUUAUUAGAAAAAUUGGCAAGGGGCAGUUCAGACGAACAAAGAGCAGCUGCUGGAGAGCUCCGCUUGUUGGCAAAAAGGAAUGCAGAUAAUAGAGUGUGUAUUGCUGACGCAGGAGCCAUCCCUCUCCUUGUUGAGCUUCUAUCCUCCCCAGAUCCUCGGACCCAAGAGCACGCUGUUACAGCACUCCUUAACCUUUCGAUAAAUGAAAGCAACAAGGGAGCAAUUGUCAUUGCAGGAGCUAUACAUGAUAUAGUAGAAGUUUUGAAACAUGGUAGCAUGGAGGCUAGAGAAAAUGCAGCUGCAACCCUUUUCAGUUUGUCUGUAGUAGAUGAGAACAAGGUGCAAAUUGGAGCUGCUGGGGCUAUCCCAGCCCUUAUAAAAUUGCUCUGCGAGGGGACUCCAAGAGGAAAAAAAGAUGCUGCCACGGCUAUAUUUAAUCUUUCAAUCUACCAGGGAAACAAGGCCAGGGCUGUAAGGGCUGGUAUUGUGACCCCACUGAUGAGUUUGCUUAAGGAUGCGGGAAGUGGGAUGGUAGAUGAAGCUCUUGCAAUCCUGGCCAUUUUAGCGAGCCAUCAAGAAGGGAAGGUGGCAAUUGCUCAAGCUGACGCAAUCCCUAUUUUGGUGGAAGUUAUACGAACAGGUUUCCCACGCAACCGGGAGAAUGCCGCUGCUGUAUUAUGGUCAUUAUGCACAGGCGAUUUGCAGCAGUUGAAACUAGCAAGGGAACUUGGUGCAGAAGAAGCAUUGCAGGAACUCACAGAAAAUGGCACUGAUAGAGCCAAGAGAAAAGCCGGAAAUGUUUUGGAGCUCCUCCAACGAAUCGACGAUCCUGCUAGUCCAUAAGUAACCAAACUUCAUGUUCACUUCCUAGCACUAUUUUAGGAUGAAAGAAUGUAUAGUUUGGAGAUCAACUGUGGAAUGCGUAGAGAAACUAUAGUCAUACUUGUACUAUAUCAAUGUGAUUUAAUUGGCGGUGAUGUAAAAAGGGAUACGUAGAACAAUAGAACAUUCAAGGGAUUUGUAUGUUGAGCAUUCAUGUACUUAAUGUGAGAAAAUCUUGAUUCUUCUGCUUUUC
Messenger RNA from Fragaria vesca subsp. vesca, 2467 nucleotides. Its product is annotated as U-box domain-containing protein 14-like. The transcript has 4 exons. Bases 352 to 2235 code for a protein of 627 amino acids. Gene Ontology annotation, biological process: protein ubiquitination; cell surface receptor signaling pathway. Gene Ontology annotation, molecular function: protein binding; ubiquitin-protein transferase activity. Gene Ontology annotation, cellular component: nucleus; cytoplasm. The record is from RefSeq and is a predicted model, not a curated record. Lineage: Eukaryota; Viridiplantae; Streptophyta; Magnoliopsida; Rosales; Rosaceae.